AUGUCAAAACUGGCAGUCACACUGCUCCUGCUCGGCACCUUGGCCGUGUUGUGGCAACAGACUGAGGCGAAACCAUUUUUUUUGCUGCCGUCAAAUUUCUUUGUCUUAACGACCAGAGCUCCAACUACCGGCACAAGCUCCUCGUCUUCCUCGUCGUUCUCUUCCUCUUCAGCAUCCGGUGGCCUAUUUCAAUUACCCGCUAGCAUUAUAAGUCGCAAACUGAGUUUCAUCACUAGUCUACUUUCCGGAUUUGGUGGCGGCGCUGGUGCCAGUGGCAGCAUCGGUGGCGGUUUCGGAUUCGGCUUCAAAUUCAAAGGAGGCGCCACUACUAGCAGACCCACAACCACAACGAGACGAACAACGGAAACGUAUAAUAGCUUUACAUCGGAGGUAACUACAAAGGCGCCGGUAACGACUACUCGCGCUACUACCACCACCAGCACCACCACCACGGAAAAAGCACCAAUAGUAACAAGCACAGAAAAAUCAGUUUUAAGCACAACAAUCGGGGCAGCUGUAGGCACUACUAUUGGCGGCAAUGUUGGCAGCACUACUGGCGCCACUAUUGGCGGCAAUAUUGGCAGUAAUACUGGCACCACUACUGGGACCACUUUUGGCGGCAAUACUGACACCACUUUUGGCGCCACUAUUGGCACUACUGCUGGCACUCCUGUUGGCACCACUGUUGGCACUACUGCUAUCGCUGUUCAGCCCACAGUACUCGCUCAAGCGCCCGCGUUUGUAACUACAACUAAAAAUGAUUUUGCAGUCUCUACAACGGGGAUAUCCACAUUCGAGACAUCCACAUCGGAGAUUGUGUCUACGACGGAGAAAUCUACAUCAUUGAUAUCCACAACGCAGGAUACAGAAAGCGAAAUCGCGAUAAGCACUGGCAUUCCGAGUAGCAGUUUUGAAGUGCUUGCCGUUGGCGGUAAAGAAGAUGGCGCGAAAGCGCAGACUGCAACCAGUGCCGUUAUUAGUAGUGAUGGUGUCGGACUACGUUCAGGCUUUGGGGGAAGUGUGGAGUUCAGCAAUGGUGACCAAACAACACAAGUGAGCAGCGGCUUCAGUAUUGGUGGUUAUGGUUAUGAAAGACCGCGCCCGGAUGCUGAGAAUGAGAUUUUGAGUGGAAAUUUAAGCAAAAUGUACCUGCCGGUGCAGUAA
Anastrepha obliqua is the source of this 1164-nucleotide messenger RNA. RefSeq lists its product as uncharacterized. Bases 1 to 1164 code for a protein of 387 amino acids. NCBI's taxonomy places the organism in Eukaryota, Metazoa, Arthropoda, Insecta, Diptera, Tephritidae. The record is from RefSeq and is a predicted model, not a curated record. The transcript has 2 exons.